Striga hermonthica is the source of this 1530-nucleotide messenger RNA. The record is from the annotation of a GenBank genome assembly. Lineage: Eukaryota; Viridiplantae; Streptophyta; Magnoliopsida; Lamiales; Orobanchaceae.
AUGUGGCGUAGAAACGCACCUAAUGCGCUUCAGAUUUCUGAGACCGAUGGUGGAGAGGAAUGGAAUCACCCAGACCAAACUUACAUGCCAACGACAAUAGUCGGAGCGUCCGGAAGCAGUCCACUCGUUCAUUAUCCUACAGUGAAUAUCCAAGAUGGACCCUUUCCUUCAUCUGCUUCAACUUCGUCGAACAGACACCAAUGGCCCGUUUUUAAUGCUGGAUCAUCACAUAACGGAAUACAGGCUCCCGGUCCAUCUCGUGACACUCUUCUUCAUAUUCAUAAACCUGCUGAUAGAAAUUCUCGUUUGGUCCCCAAUAAUAACCUUAUUCGCCAAAACGCCCCUCGAGCAGAUGGAGAAGGCCUUCACAAUCAGACUGUGGGCCGAGUGUCUCAGAAGCGGAAAAAUCACCCUUGCGGCCCUCAAAUAAGUGAGAUGAGCUCUGUGGCGGUGGGGCCCACUAGCAGCAGCAGAAGAUAUUAUGAUGUCGGUAGUUCGUCGAAUUUGCACUUGCCAGCUGGGCCGCCAUCUCAGCAAAAGCAAAACACAUCAUCAUCUUAUCCUACGGCUUGGAAGUAUCCGAAUAGUAGCCUUGCCAUAGGUAGUGAAAGUACAACGAGAAAUGUGAGAAGUAGAGGCAAUUUUCAGAAUUUUCCUUUUUCUAGUCAAUCUUCUGAUCAAACUAACUCAACGGGAUUUUCUAUACGGAGUUCCAACACCCCUACUAUGGAAUCGAACAGCCUCAUAUCACGAGCUAGCCAUGGUACGAGCUUAUUUGGUCAGAACACGUUGGGCCCAAAUAAUGGGACCUUGAAUAGGAAUACUGUUCCUCGAAUUUCCAGUUCUAAUGCGAACCAAUCUUUCGGAGGAGUUCAAAGCGGUUUUUCUCAAAGAGCCUUCCCAACUUCCGGGUCUUCGUCGAGCAGCAACCAAGCAAUGCAGCAGCUAAUGGCUCGAAGUGAAGGGACACCAAAUAAUGCAGAAACUAAUUCCGAGAGAUAUCAACAGUUUUUUUCUGCUAUAAGAUUGAUUACUGGUGACAGGGAGGUGAGAAUCGGGAUGCCGAGUCACAGAAUCCUUCAAUUAAACAUUUAUAAUAAAUAUUCACUAUUCUAUCUCCAAAUGUUUUCACUUGCAAAAUGCCGCAAUUAUUUUCAGGGCCGCUUGGUUUUGAACCGUUCUGCACUUUAUGGACCAAAUAAUCCGUUUGAUCAACAUAGGGACAUGAGACUCGAUGUCGAUAACAUGAGCUAUGAGGAGCUACUUCUACUUGGAGAGAGGAUUGGAAGUGUAAACACCGGUUUGUCUAAUGAUCUGAUUUCAAAAUGUUUGACCGAGUCAAUAUUAUGUUCGUCCGACCGAUAUGAAGACGAUGGAAGAUGUGUUAUUUGUCUGGAGGAAUACAAAGACAUGGAUGACUUGGGAAUUUUGAAAUGUGGCCAUGAUUUUCAUGUGGGCUGUGUUAAGAAAUGGCUGUCAAUGAAGAAUUUGUGUCCAAUCUGCAAGAAAACUGCAAACAAGGAGAAGUGA